Messenger RNA from Leucoraja erinaceus (little skate), 1202 nucleotides. Its product is annotated as testis-expressed protein 47-like. Lineage: Eukaryota; Metazoa; Chordata; Chondrichthyes; Rajiformes; Rajidae. The transcript has 7 exons. Gene Ontology annotation, molecular function: FAD binding; blue light photoreceptor activity. The coding region runs from base 113 to 883 and encodes 256 amino acids. The record is from RefSeq and is a predicted model, not a curated record.
UGCCCCUUACUGCAGUGUCUCUUUCUCUCUCUGCACCGUCUAAAGAUUAGCAGGUUACUAGUAACAAAUACGUCUCUCUGAGAUUGAAUAUUGAAAUCCAUUGGGCAGCAGAAUGGCUUCAAUGGUGUUUGCUGUCAGCCAUCUAUCCAUCAUCCUGGGCCAGACUGAGAAGUUGGCAACUAUGGAGAGGAACUCGCUGUAUCUGACCCUGCAUGACUUGCAGUGCUUCCUCAACAAGAAAUUUCUUCUGCAUAGAUUAGUCUACAUCAGUGCAUUUGACCCAGAGAGAACAACGCGGAAACAAAUUGCAGAAUAUUAUGAGACAUUGUUCCACAAAUUGCACGCUCAGUACCAGGAAAUGCCUAUCAUGGGAUUGCUGCUGAUGUAUUCAAAUCACUAUGUCCACCUGCUUGAGUCUUCCAUUGACAUGCUUUAUUCUGUUAUCCGGGAUCUUGCCACCCCACAGCCUGAAGAUGGGGUGGUUCAGUCAGACAUGAGAAUCCUUGUUUUGUCGCAUAACAUCCCAGAUCGUCUGUAUCGCCAGUGGCUGCAGCGACCGAUAAAUAUGCCUGUCACAUUAAUCAUGGACACUUCCGAGAUAGAGUCAGUGGAGAAACUGGUCCCUGAGUGCCUCAUUCUUCUGCUGAAGCUGGGAAAUUUCAUCCUGCAAAAUCCAAAGAAGACCAUCACCAAGCCAAACCUCUCCGUGUCUGAUGAAGUCCGACACUUGAUCAUCAAGGAGAACACCAUCAAGCAUCUAUGUGGCAGUUCCGACCUCAUGAGCCCACAGAGAUUCCUCGAGCUCUAUGAGAAAUCGACACAUGUUAUCUUAGGCUCAGAAAUUGUUUGGCCAACUCCUCUUCAUCUGUUUCUCGGUGGUUAGUGAAUUCCUUUUGGCUCUGUAUUGUCAACACGCUGCAUCUGAUGAAGUACGUCAGCGGAAUGCUUGUAGUUUUUCACGUAUAUGUAUCAGCUUGCAAUUAAAUAAAAGAACUUCUCUUAAAACAUCUACAUUAUCAUGCCUCACUGUGAGUGAAUUGUAAGAGUUGAAUUCCACUCAGAGUUGACCACAUAUACAACGGGAAGUGAAAUAUCUGUUUUGGUCUGGUGCAUGAGGCGAUAGACCUCACACACAUCCAUUCUCAUUUCCUGUUUAAAUGCUGCAAACUAUUUUAUUUCAACAGAUUUGUCUUCACAAUAAU